GGAAGUGCGAGCUGCGGUUUACAGCAGCACAUGGCAGUUCACUUCCUUAGAAAGAUCCGCUUCCUGAAACACUACAUUAUCUUGAUCUAGCAGGAGUAUCCAUGGUUGCACUCAUAUUGUCAUGCUGCUGAGAAUGACGCUGUCGGUAUGGAAUCACCGGUCUACUAUCACAGCAUUCCUUUUGCUGUGCUACUUUGGGACAGUUUAUGUCUACUUUGCAGAUGGCUUUGUUUUGCAGCUUACAGAGGAGUGCCUUUUCAGUUAUGCACAGGAAAUGGGAGAUGUGGAAUUCACUUAUGUAUUUGCAUUUAAUAAGCAGAAGAUUCUGUUCUACAACCAAACAGCUAAGAGGUUCUUGCAGCCACAGCCCAAUAUGGGUUAUAAAGUUAUAAAUAACUUGCAAUUUAUGCUGAAUAAAAACAAAAUUUUUUUGAAAUGGUUAAACACUGCUGUUGAUACCAUCUGUCGAAAUAACAUGAUCGAACACUGGAACCAGACAGCAGGGAGAACAGCAAAGCCUUCGGUCACAAUAGAAUACCUCAUUCCACAAAGCUCUGCCUUCUCCACAAGGCUUGUCUGUCAUGCAAAUGGCUUUUACCCAGGGGAGAUUAUUCUUACGUGGUUCAGAAAUGGUGAGGAAUACCCAGAUGCCACCACCACUGCUAUACUGCCAAAUGGAGAUUGGACCUACCAGGUGAAAAGCUAUGUGGAGUUCACGCCACACAUGAUGGAUGAGUACAUGUGUGCAGUUAAACAUAUCAGCUCAGAUGCUUCACUGAUAGUGAAGUGGGAUCCUCGAAUGGACAUUUUCAAGCAUUACUUCAGUAUCAUUGCCACAGUCGUUUUUAUCAUAGGGAUUCUGUCUUGUUUUGCUGGACUAAUAUUCUGGAGGUCAGGAUUUUCAAGUUAUGGAUAUCAGCCGCUCAAGACAAACUUAGAAACCUAGAGGUACCUUCUUGCUGGUUGGGAAGAAAUAAUUGAUAGAGGCUUGAAAACACCAAACGAUGCUGUUACUCAUCUGAGUCACAGUUUCAGGUUCCACCAAAAACUCCCACUGUGUGGCUUUCAUUUCUUGUUUGCAUUGUGCAAUUUUGUUUAAGCAAAGUUUUCAGCAGUAUAAACAGUUACUGCAUUGUUUUCAGUGGUGAGGAAUAGCAUCAUCAGGUUGUCAAACUGUUUGUUUACAGACGUUAGGGCCAAGAUUUAUAACCAGACAUACAACACACACAUCACUUUCUUUUCACAUAUUUUGUUGUGUUAUGACCACACUACUGCUUGUCCCAUCUGGUGGUCAUAUAUAAUAUUUAAAUGAAGCAGAAAAAUUGAAAUAAGCAGUAAUACAGGGCACCUAGAAAUUUCCUCACUUGCUGCCUUAUUUUCCUGUUAGCUGUGCUAGAAUAUGUUUAGCCAAGAAACUACAUUUUUAUUUGGCUAGAAGCAGCUCAAGUUAGCAAAGAAUGAAAAUCAUUUUCCAUUAGCACUAUUUAAUAAACCUGGUGUUUUGUGAAGCUUUCACUACAAUUCUUAAUGGUUUAACAUCUACAUCAAAAUUACAAUACAAUUACCGCCAGAUUAUAACUUCGAUGGUACUCUCACGUGAAGGGUUAUAGAUAGGAUGGAAAAUCAGAUUUGCCUUUUUCACUUCAUACAUGAAUGGGGGCAACCAUACAGAGAAGUAAAAAAUGAAAAGCAUAUUCUGCACCUGAUACCUACUAUACAGAACCUGAUGAACAACUCUAUGUUUAGUUAGUAGAUUUCCCAGUAAUACACUAAUACUUUGCUAAAGGUCAGUGCAUCAUCAAAAUAAACAUACAAAACCUUAGAAAUUUGUGUCUGAAUCCAAAAUCUCUAAUAGAAUGGAUAGCAGCUCUAAGCAAUUCACUUUUGAUGGACCAUGCAUGUUAUUUAAAUUACAUAAAAUAGGAUAUUCUUAGGGUUUUGGUUAGGCGAAGGACUACUUAAAGCUAAAAGCUUCCAGGAUAUGUAGAGUCUCUAUCAGUACUAUGUGCUUGCACAUGAAAUACUGAUAAUUCCUACAAAUAAAAUGCAUAUAACCUUUUUGUUCUUGGUGGAAAUUAGUCCAUAUUUACUCUAUGUACAUAGCUCAACAUAUAAUUAUAACUUAACCCGUUUCUUUUUUAAGGAGAGGGUGAAAAGUAAUGGGGACAGCAUGUUUGCUGAUUUGCUGGAUGUCAGUAUUUUGUUUAAGUUUUCCAAAGUGACUUGUGUUUAUAAAAAUGCUAGAAGGAAGCUUGGGUAUUAGCUUGAAAGCAAAUGUUUCAAGUUAGACUUUAGAAAAUUGUAUUUCACAGAUAGGGCUGUUGGUACAUAGGAUUUACUUGCUGAGAAAGUGGUAAAGGUUUUGUGGUCAGAGCAGUCAAAGUUGGUUGUAGCAGAGCAAGGAAGUGCAGGUGCAUUGCAGGUUAACCAGAACAAUUAGAAUGGCUUGGAAGACUAUGGCUAUUCUAUUUGAUAUCUUCAUAUAUUAUGUAGAACCCAUCUUAAGGUUUUAAGUUACAUUACAAAUGAAACAUGUUAACUGUCAAGAGACAAAUGUUAAUCUGAUUGCAUGAAAAGAUAUAUGCACAGUCAAUCUCGACUUUACGACUUUGGAAUUACAGGAAUGAGACUUUUUCCCAGUUACAAGAGUAGCUAGAAAGCAGGCCCAUAAUUCUAACAAAUAGAUAAAUAAAUAAAUACAGAGAAGAUCGUUGUUUUGAUAUCAGCCAUUACCCUUCUUGGUCAUCUGGCAGUGUGAUGGCAAGUGGGUCAUAGAAAAGUCAUAAAUAGUCUCUGAAAUGGGUGAAACAUCAGAAUGGAACAGGUUGUCCUACAUUUAUUCAGACUAGGCCUUUAGGAUACUUUGAAUACUCCAGGUGCCCUGUUGGCAGGGAUGGAUGCAGUAUAUUGUAUCAUUUAGCGAGACGCAUCAUCCCAUUAGCCAGUCAAUGGCUUGAAAAGCACAACUGAUCCAUGAGGUUAAUUUUGCAUAACUUUUAGCUCAGUCACCUGAUGGGGCCAUAUAACCUUUGAUGAUUUGCACUUCAGCCACAAAGAUGAAAUAACUAUAAUAACAAUCAUGAAAACAAUGGCAGAAGCCAGGUCCUCUGCUUUUCAAACAUUUACAGUAGUAGAUGAGCUGACUCUAUCUUGCCUAAAUUGUCAUUUACUUACUGAACAUAAUAAUAAUACUCAUUAUAUAAAAAUAUUGGCAUAAAGGCAUCUCUAAGGAUAGAUUGCAAAAGCAUAUGUUGGGUACUUACUUUUCCCAUAUCCAAGAGGGACAUUGAUGCUAAACCAGGGGUGAAUUUGUGAUUACCCAUCUAUUGAGCCAAGUUAGAUUUAAAUAGGGUAGGAGACAUACUCUGCUUUAUGUGGAAGGGAAGCCAGUUCUAUAGAAGUUAUAUAGUCUGUAAUACAUACCUAUCUCCUCCAGCAUGUUCUGUUAAUCUUGCAAAAGAGACUGUAGUCCCUUGAGUAUGUGUUUUUGAUGCCACUGAACUUCUGAAUGUUUAGUAGGUCUGACAGAACAGGUUCUGUUGAGGCUCUAUUCAUGAGGCAAAGGUUGCAUCUCAUCAGCCUGCAUGACAGUAAGAAGAGAGACAAGGUUUUGAGGUAGUCUGCAUUCUUUUGACAAUAUAUGUCCUUGAUUUAUUUUUUAAGUGAGGCUUGAGUUUUUGUUUACUGAGGAAGCACUUUGGUCAUCCCUGAUGUGACAAGUGUUUGGAUGAGUACUUACUGAAUGGUCAUUAUAAUCAAUAGCUGGCCUAACAAGAGCCAAGUACAAAGGAACAAUUACAUCCCUAGAUCUGGGCACUGUAUUCUUUGAUAUAAGCUGUGCAAGGAAAAAAAAAAAAAAAAAAAAAAAGACUUCUUUGCACUAGUGAAUAUGUGUCGAUCAAAGGACAAUUCAUUGUCAACAUAGGUUUUCAGAUUUCUAAAUAUGGGUCAGUUUUCAGGGAGACUUGUCAAUGCGGUAGUUACAAAGGGAGUCAUGUUUGCCAAAAGAUGUGAUUAGACAUUUCUUGACAUUUACUCUCAGUCCAUGUCUUUGGCAAAAAUUAUUUGUUUGGGACAGACCCUCCUGUAGGAUCAUGUAUUCUUGGGGGAGAUUAUGAUGGAACCAAGUCUGCAGUCAUCUGCAGACCUGGUCAGCCACUAUCCCUUAACAUUAGCUUUGAUGUCUGAAAAGUAAAUGCCAAAGAGAAGUGCCCAUGGACUGAACCUUGGAGAAAUUCACCAGUGAUAGGCCUUUUGGAGGAGGCAGCGCUGCCCACCUUCACUCCUUGUGUUUCAUUUGAGCCAGUUUGCUAUCCAGCAAGUUACACAAGGGUUAUGUAGGGGAUAAUGUUAAGGCAUAAUAAAAGAGUUUACUUACAGAAGAAAUUAAUUUAUUCCCGGAUUCAUCCAGUAGUUAACAUUUUUAUCCCACAAUAAAGACUUCAUUAGACUGAAAUGAAACAGUUCACAGUGCACAUAAAUAGAAGUCCUUCUAAUCAUGUGAUUACUGUUUGAGCUUUUUUUUUUUUUUGAUAAGCCAUAAAAGUUUCCAUAUCAUUUAACCUAGAGAAAGUACAAGCAUUUAAUUUAAGUUGCCAGCUGUAUUCUUUCCAAACCAAAUAAUUCUCGAUGCUCAUCUGUACUCAGAAUUUUUAACUUCAUUAACUGCAUUAACUGGUAUGAAGAACGAGUAAACUGUAAAAAAAUAACAAAAACAGGCAACCUUGAGUCCAGGAAGCAAGCUUAUAAACAGAAAUAAGCCAAGAACCAAAACUUCUCCUUUUAACGCGUAAAUUUAAUAUCACAUAAAACAAGCGUUUUCGCCGUGACUCCUGUCACAGCUUCAUCAGAAAGAAACAAUUAAGACAGCUAAAAAACGCCUAUUUAAAUAAUAAAACAGGAAGUGAACAAAUAAUUACAUUUCCUGCAGAAGCUCAUUAUACAGGUUUGAUAUAAACCUAACAAAUCAUCACCUCACUUCGUGGCAUA
Messenger RNA from Protopterus annectens (West African lungfish), 4989 nucleotides. RefSeq names its product class II histocompatibility antigen, M beta 1 chain-like. The transcript is spliced from 6 exons. NCBI's taxonomy places the organism in Eukaryota, Metazoa, Chordata, Ceratodontiformes, Protopteridae. The coding region runs from base 122 to 946 and encodes 274 amino acids. Gene Ontology annotation, molecular function: MHC class II protein complex binding. Gene Ontology annotation, biological process: immunoglobulin production involved in immunoglobulin-mediated immune response; positive regulation of T cell activation; immune response. The record is from RefSeq and is a predicted model, not a curated record. Gene Ontology annotation, cellular component: membrane; MHC class II protein complex.